AUGGCGCGAGCAGGAAUCGACCCAGAGACUGUCAGCGCAGCAGCCGCAGUCAGCAUGGCUCACGCGCACGUGGUCACAGCCGCAACAGCAGCUGUUGCUCUCGCAGCAACCGCUGCCGCAGCAGCAGUCAGUACUAUCGCCGCCUCAAACGCAAGCGCAAGCGCAACUCUCGCGGGACCGGGAAACGCCAUUAGAGGAGCCGUCGAAUGUGGAGUCAUCGAAACGAGUCGAAGCCGCCAAGCAGUUACUGCCGCGUGUAGACUCGUUGCGACUAAAGCCGCAGCUGCCGGAACUCUCUUGGGGGGAGGGGGACAGCGGCGGGCACGCGGUGCGUUUCGGCGAGCCCGUGACGACAGCUACGGCGCGGACAAGGCUCUGGAGGUGAUAGCACAGGCGCACGCGGCAUGGCAGCUGUUUCUCCACAGCAACGUGCAGCCGGAGCCGUGGCCUGGACUGGACCCCAGUGAUGACAGCUACGGCACGGACAAGGCACUGGAGGUGAUAGCACAGGCGCACGCCGCAUGGCAGCUGUUCCUCCACAGCAACGUGCAGCCGGAGCCCUGGCGGCCGGAUCUGGACGUGUUCUCCACCAACGUGCUGCAGGCCUGCUGGCGCAAAUACACUGACGGGCAGAGCGCUUUGGUGCUCCCUGUAUCGUGUGAGCGGCGGGAUGAGAGCGUUCCUGGAGAUGCUUAUAACGGGGAUGAGAUGCUGGGGUUUGGAUCAGUGGGGUUUGGUGCGGUUGAUGGAGAUAUGGCGGAUGAGGAGGGGGUUGAGAGAGAUGCAAGGGGUUCUGGGGGUGAAGGCAAGGGUGUGGCAGCAACAGGCUCCAAAAGGGGUUCUCAGAAAGUUCCCGAAGGGCAGAGCAAAGGCGGAAGGCUGAGCAGAAUAUCGUCAUCAGCAGUAGCACCUGCCACGGUCACUGCUGCUGCUGCUGCUGCCGGUCGUCACCCUUCAGAAGCAGGAGCAGCGGCUGCCGGGGGGAAGGGAGGAAAAGGAGGAGGGGGUGGAGCAGCAGCAGAAGGUGCAUCAGCAGCAGCGCCAUCGAUAGGAAAAGACUCGCCUCUUACUACUGCUGCCAAGAGCUCCAACAAGAUGAGCUUUUUCAGGUCACGCCUCCCCAGCCUGCCUCCGCCCCCACCACCCUCACACUACGAUGACGUCAUCUCAGCAGAAGCAAAGUCAGCAUCCGCAUUGGCAGCACGGCACCCCAGCAGCUUUGAGAGCAGUGGGGGCUACAGCAGCAGCAGUGCACAUGGGAAGGGGACGCGAGCUUGGAGUCCUCUAGCUGUGCUGCGCUCCAAAUCCCCUGGCAGUCUGCAGAGCAACCAUGGCAAGCAGCGCGCACAGAGCGCGGCACGUGACAGCAGCAGAAAAUCCCCUCGAAGUCACCAGAGCAGUGCGGCCAGGGUGAGCAACGAGGUUCAGAGUAGGGGGGUAGGGGCGGGUACCCAGUGGGCUGCUGCUGCUGCUGCUGCUGCAGGCCAGGUGAAGCACGGUGCAGGCAGCCAAUCGCCAGUGGGUGGUAGACCACCCAGCAGCCCGUCCCUUGUAGUGGGUGGUAGACCACCAAGCAGCCCGUCCCUGGUAGGUGGUAGACCACCCAGCAGCCCGUCCCUGGCUGGUGGUAGACCACCCAGCAGCCCAUCUCCUGUGGGUGGUAGACCACCGCUCAGCAGCAGCAGCAGCAGCAGCAGCAGCAGCAGCAGCAGCGUGUCUCCAGGAGGCCAGAGGGGGCGAGACAGCAGGUCUCCCGGUGAACGGUCAGUGGUGCCCAGGUCUCCAAGGGAAAGAAUGCUGAGGCCUAAGUCUCCAAAAGGAAUCCUGCCUGGCUUUGCCUUGGCAGCUCUUGGGGGCGGUUUGCGAGCAGGUGGUGCUGAUGGUGGUCCUGCUGCUGCUGCUGCUGCUGCUGCUGCUGUUGGCGGUGGUGCUGCUGGUGUUGAUAGUGGUGCAGUCUCACCUCCGUCUGUGGCUGCUACAUGUGACCCGCUUUCCGGGUUGGGUAAGCCUACAAGAAGCCGGUCCUUGCAGCGCCGAAUGUCUCCCCGGGGGCUGCAGCACCUGCACCUGCCAGACAUGGCAAGGAAAGGGUUGCAACAGCUGCCAGUGGUGUCUCCUCGCGCGCUCAAGUUGCCUGAGGGGGGCGGUGUGUGCGCGGGUAUUCCCAAGGGUGAUGGGCUGCUGCGUCGGCAUCGCAGUGAGAACCUGUCUGCGCGUGGGGCGUUUCAGCAGCAGCCGGGGGAUGGUUGGAAGCAUGGGUUGGGGGAUGGUGGACGGGAUGGUGGGGGGAAUGGUGGGAGGGAUGGUGGCGGGAAUGGUGGGGGGAAUGGUGGGGGGAAUGGUGGUGAGGUGGACAGGCUGGUGGCGGGGCUGCUGGAGGCAGGAGAUGCGUGUGCGGGUGCGGCACAGGCAGGCAGUGAUGGUGAGGUGCUGCGUCGGCACGGCAGUGAGAACCUCUCAAGGUAUAGCUCUGCGUGUCCUCCUGUGCUGCCGCAGGCAGUGCCUGAAGGAGGAGGAGUAGGUACUGGCGAGGUGCCCACAGUAGCAAGAGCCGGGGCUGCUGGGACGGCGGGGGCAGUAGAGACGGCGGGAGCAGUAGCAGGAGUUGGAGCAAGGGGGAAAGCAGCAGAAGCAGCAGCAGCAGUGGUAGAGUCAAGCCACUCUGGCAUGGCUUGUGAGCUCACAGCAAAGGGGAAAUUGCCGCAGAAAGCCGGGCAGCGGGGUGAUAGACUCCGCUUUCUGCAUUCCAAGUCUCUACCCCCGGCUUUAACUGGAGGAAGCUGGAGUGAGGAGGAAAUCAUACAGCCUGUUUUGACUGUGAAAAGGAUUGCUGUUCCCGGAAACGCAGCCGUUUCUUUAGCCGGGAGUGCUUUUCCUUCAGAUAAUGAAGAUGCUUUUGCUGCUGUGGAAGACAGACAGUUACAGAGGCAGAAAUGGAUGCAGCUGCAGCAGCAGCUCCAGCAGGGUGCCUCUACAACCCCUACAGCCCCGUCAGCAGCACAGACUGACAGGUUUCGUCGCACUCUCUCUGCUCCGCGCUCCUCCCUACCCCCACCCACUGCCUCCUCCACUCCUUUCCCUGGUCACCCAUCCAGACUCCUCCCAUGUCUGCCACUUUCCUCCCCACCCCCUCAUUCCUCCCCACCCUCCAUGCUCAACAACCCGCAAUCCUCUUUCCCAUCUACCUCUGCCCGCCGCCGCUCCUCGUCCUUCUCGGGGCGCAUGGGCAGCAACAGCCUCCCAAACACUCCACUGUUGCCGCCCAUGCUACAGCCGCCCAUGCUACAGCCUGCCAUGCAGAAAAUGAAAUUGCUGCAGCCAGGCUUGGUAUGGCCAGCUGCUCAACAGCCAGUGUUGCUCCUCCUGGCCCUGCCAUGCCUGCACUCACCUCUGCUACAGCCAUUCCUGCUACAGCCGGGCAUGCAGCAAGUGACAGUGCUGUAG
Molecule: messenger RNA, 3444 nt
Organism: Closterium sp. Naga37s-1
Lineage: Eukaryota; Viridiplantae; Streptophyta; Zygnematophyceae; Desmidiales; Closteriaceae
Source: the annotation of a GenBank genome assembly